AUGGCCUGCACGGGCCCGUCGCUCGCCAGUGCCUUUCGCGUCCUGGGCGGCGCAGGCCAGGACAAGCUCCUGUACCUUAAGCACAAGCUGAGGACCCUGCGGCCCGGCGGGCGGGGGGCCGACCUCCUGCACGCCAUGGUGCUGCUGGCGCUGGGCCAGGAGGCCGAGGCCAGGAUCUCCCUGGAGGCCCUGCAGGCGGACGCCGUGGCCCGGCUCGUGGCCCGCCAGUGGGCCGGCCUGGACGGCGGCGCGGAGGCCGCGGAGGAGCCCCCCGACGUGUCCUGGGCCGUGGCCCGGCUGUACCACCUGCUCGCCGAGGAGAGGCUGUGCCCGGCCCCGCUGCGGGACGAGGCCUACCGGGCCGCCCUCCGCGUCUUUGGCGCCAGGGACGACCCCCAGCUCCAGGAGCUCCAGGACGAGGCCCGGGACCGGUGCGGCUGGGACGUGGUGGGGGACCUGGGCCACUUCCAGCCGCUCCACUCUGCCCUGGGCUGCCUCCCGCCCUCCUCGGCACCCCCCUCCAGGACGCGCAGCCAUCCUCAGCCCAUCCAGGACCCCUUGGGCUGGAGCAGGGGGUGCUCCCUCAGGUCCACCGGCAGCCCGGCGUCCCUGGCCAGCAACCUGGAGAUCAGCCAGUCGCCCACCAUGGCUCUCCUCAGCCAGCACCGCAGCCCCCCGGGCCCCAGCCAGCUGUGUGGGGAGCCCCCGGUGGCCGAGCCCGAGCCGGUCCCCGCAGCCUGCCAGGAGCCCGAGGAGAUGAGCUGGCCCUCGUCGGCGGAAGAGAGGGCGGACGCCCUGGUGCCGUCAGCUAGCCCAGCCCCCGGGCUUCCCGAGGUGACCGAUGCAAACCCUGCUGGCCUGCCAAGCGCUGCUGACGCCCCCGGCACCAGCACCCACUUCCCAGUGGAAUGCACGGAAGCCCCCCAGGCACCAGCCCCCAAGUCUCUCCCCUCGCCCCCCAGAAACACCUGCCCCGUCGAGGACCCAGAGCCACUACAAACUCCCGUUGAAGAUACCACUUCCCCCGCGGCCCGGCCGAGCCCACCCACCUCCUCCGCCCCCACAACGUCCCCUCCCAACCCUUCCCUCCCGCCGCCUCCCGCUCCCCCGGCCCCCUCCUCCGGCCCGUGUCCCCCGUCCCCCGAGUUCGAGCCGUCCGAGCAGAAGUUCUUCAGCUUCGUGGUCCUGCACGCCAAGGCGGACGAGCACAUCGCCCUGCGCGUCCGGGAGCGGCUGGAGGCCCUGGGCGUGCCCGACGGGGCCACCUUCUGCGAGGACUUCCAGGUGCCCGGGCGCAGCAGCCUGUGCUGCCUGCAGGACGCCAUCGACCACUCGGCCUUCACCGUCCUGCUGCUCACGGCCAACUUCGACUGCCGCCUGAGCCAGCACCAGCUCAGCCAGUCGCUGAUGAGCAGCCUCACGCGGCCGGGCUGGCAGGACGGCCUGGUCCCGCUCCUGCCCCAGGAGACCGCCCGGUCCCAGCUCAGCCCCGCCACCGCCCGCCUGCUCGCCGGGCUGGUGUGGCUGGAGGAGCACUCCCCGAUCUUCGCCAGGAAGGUAGCCAACACCUUCAGGCCUCAAACGCUCCGGGCUCGCAAGGCCCUCUGGAGGCAGGAGCAGGACGCCCGGGCCCUGCAGGAGCGGCAGGAGCACCUGGAGGGCGAGCGGCAGCGGGCGGCGGCCCUGAGCACGGCCUACGCCGCCUACGUCCAGGCCUGCGCGGCCUGGCAGGCGCAGGUGGAGCAGCUGCAGGCCGCCUUCCGGAGCCACAUGCCGUUCGGGGCUCAGGUGCCCUCUGGGGGCCCGGGGCCCCUGGGAGCCCCGCCACCCUUCUCUGCAUGGCCCAGCUACUCGCCACCCACCCUGCCUCCGUGGCUGGUUGGCACCCCCAGCCCGACCUCCCCCCAGCCUCCGGCCUGCCCGCCGGCCCCGCCUGCGCCCCCUCAGAGCCCGGGGCUGCAGCCCCUCAUUAUCCACCACGCGCAGAUGGUGCAGCUGGGGCUCAACAACCACAUGUGGAACCAACGAGGGGCCCCAGCGCCCGAGGACCAGGCCCGGGAAACGGAAUGA
Pipistrellus nathusii (Nathusius's pipistrelle) is the source of this 2070-nucleotide messenger RNA. Lineage: Eukaryota; Metazoa; Chordata; Mammalia; Chiroptera; Vespertilionidae. The record is from the annotation of a GenBank genome assembly.